Messenger RNA from Diversispora eburnea, 485 nucleotides. The record is from the annotation of a GenBank genome assembly. NCBI's taxonomy places the organism in Eukaryota, Fungi, Glomeromycota, Glomeromycetes, Diversisporales, Diversisporaceae.
UGCCGGAGAAAAAGGAAGAUGUCGCCAAGAUAAGUCUUUCCACCUAUAAACUGGAUAACAUCAAUAUACGCGAAGCGAUACACGAAAGAUAUGACGUCGAGAUAAUUGGGAAAGACUUAUUUAUCAAAUAUGAUGGAUAUUAUAAGGAAAGAAUCCAUCGCAAACUAGCAAAUUCAGCUGAGAUUCAUAAUCCAAAUUGGGGUGUAGAGGUUAAUGUAAUAUGUGUGAUAGGAAAUAAUAAUUUUCGACCAGACGUUGGCAUUUGGUUUCAGAAGCCAACAUUUGCACAAGGAACAAGACCCAUUGCCAACUUGUGCCCACCUCCAAACGUAUGGAUAGAGGUUUUCUAUAACAGAGAUCAAGAUCGUAGUCACGCUUUAUCUAAAAUUGAUUUAAUUCAGCAACACUCGACCAACAUAGAAUAUGUCGGAAUCGCUAUCCCCUAUGCAGUCAAUCCAAUUCACCAGAACCAAAAUCCCUGGAUA